Messenger RNA from Acanthocheilonema viteae, 2103 nucleotides. NCBI's taxonomy places the organism in Eukaryota, Metazoa, Nematoda, Chromadorea, Rhabditida, Onchocercidae. The record is from the annotation of a GenBank genome assembly.
AUGGUCGCUCGAGAAUAUGAAAGAGUUGUAAUAUUUCGGCUGGGUAGAUUAAUUGGAGGUGGCGCAAAAGGUCCAGGGAUAUUUUUUGUAUUACCAUGUAUAGAAUCAUAUACUAAAGUGGAUUUACGCACAGUAUCAUUCAAUGUACCACCGCAAGAAAUUCUAACAAAGGAUUCCGUAACAGUAAGUGUAGAUGCUGUGGUAUACUAUCGGAUAUGUAAUGCCACCAUAUCAGUGGCAAAUGUGGAAAAUGUUCAUCAUUCCACCAGAUUACUGGCACAAACAACAUUACGCAAUAUGCUAGGUAUCAAAAAUCUAUCAGAAAUUUUAUCUGAUCGUGAUGCUAUCGCAUUGUCCAUGCAGGCACUUCUGGACGAUGUCACGGAAAGAUGGGGAAUCAAAGUCGAAAGAGUUGAAAUAAAAGAUGUUCGUCUUCCGAUACAGCUCCAGCGUGCAAUGGCUGCUGAAGCGGAAGCAGCUCGUGAAGCAAGAGCUAAGGUAAUCGCAGCGGAGGGUGAACAAAAAGCAUCACAUUCACUUCAAGAGGCGGCAUUGACAAUAUCAAAAUCGCCUGCAGCACUGCAAUUACGCUAUCUGCAAACACUUAGCAGUGUCGCUAAUAUGGUUUUAAAGAUGAUGUGGCUUCGUCAUAUGGUGGUAUGUCGACGACUGACACGUGAAUAUAUUGUCACCAAUGUCCGUUAUGCUAAAAUUGCUACCACACGGUACCAUCUAUUGAAUAAUCCUUCAAACGUAUCGCUAAUGCCAUCAGAAAAUUCCGAAAAUAAUACGAAAGGAUGGAUUUUGAUUGGUUGUUUUGGUGUAUUAACUUUGAUUAGUGGCGCAUCAAUUCAGAAGCAUAUCAUUGGAAUAGGACGUGCUGAUGGAAGAAAUAAUGUGAAGAUUGAAAUAAGAAAUGAUUUACCAUUUUAUCGAAUGGAAGAAGUAGAAAAACAUGGAAGAAAUGCCGAAAAUAUUUGGGUUACUUUUCAAGAGGGUGUCUAUGAUAUCACAAAUUUUGUUCAAAGCCAUCCGGGUGGUGAUAAAAUACUUCUAGCUGCAGGUGGUCCUAUUGAUCCAUAUUGGAAUAUCUACCAGCAACAUCUAACACCAGAGACAAUCGAAAUAUUAGAAGAGUUAAGAAUCGGUAAUUUAGAUAAAAGGGAUAUCACAGUUAUCGAACUUAAGAAUGAAAAUGAUCCCUACCGCAAUGAUCCAAAACGCCAUCCAGCACUGAUCGUAAAAUCCGAAAAACCGUUCAAUGCUGAAACACCGGCCGAAUUAUUAAUGGAUAAUUUUUACACACCAAAUGAUCUAUUUUAUGUUCGAAAUCACAUGCCAGUACCAGUUGAUGUCCUGAUGAAAGCAGGUAUAAAUCCGAAUGAUAAACGUAUUAAGCAUGUUAUAUUUCGUGGAGCCGAUGUGGAUAGUGAGGGUAACAACUAUGAAGCAUCGAUAACGUUUGACAAAGCUAUGCAAGAUGAAGUUAUUAUUGCAUAUGGAAUGAAUGACGAAGAUAUCCCGCGAGAUCACGGAUAUCCAAUGCGAUUGAUUGCUCCGGGAAUUGUGGGCGCACGUCAGGUAAAAUUCCUUUCAGCCAUAAUCCUUAGCGAUGAAGAAAGUAAAUCACAUUGGCAGAGAAGAGAUUAUAGAAGUCUUCCACCGUUUAUUGGUCCAACAGAUCAACAAAAUUUCGAACUGUCACCUUCAAUACAGGACUGUCCAGUACAAAGUGCUUUUUGUUAUCCAACUGGGCCAACAAAACUAUCACGCUCAAGUGAUCAAUUCGAUGUGAUGGGUUAUGCUUGGAGUGGAGGUGGACGUGGUAUCACACGUGUGGAAGUGUCAAUAGACGGUGGUGAAACGUGGCAAGCUGCUCAGUUAGUGCAGGAUCCUGAUCAGGAUAUUGAUCAUAUGUGGUCAUGGACAUUCUUUAAAUCAACAAUAAAAAUUCCGGAUGGUGUGAAAAAAUUAGAUUUAGUAUGCAAGGCAACCGAUCGUUCCUACAAUACACAACCGGAUACAUCCCGAGGAAUUUGGAACAUUCGUGGUUUGCUUAACAAUGCUUGGCAUCAUGUCCCGAUUGAAAUUACAGACGAUUGA